This is a messenger RNA of Neurospora hispaniola, 228 nucleotides long. RefSeq lists its product as uncharacterized. NCBI's taxonomy places the organism in Eukaryota, Fungi, Ascomycota, Sordariomycetes, Sordariales, Sordariaceae. Bases 1 to 228 code for a protein of 75 amino acids. The record is from RefSeq and is a predicted model, not a curated record. The transcript has a single exon.
AUGGCCUCAUGGCGCAACGGUAGCGCGUUCGACUCCAGAUCGAAAGGUUAUCCGUUCAAAUCGGGUUGGGGUCAUCUUGUUUUUCUUCUUACUGCACAUAACGUUUUAUGUAGUGAACUGAGAAAGUUUCAAGUAAUAUCUUUUUUGGGUUCCGCACAUGGGGUCUGUGUGAGGCCGGCCAGGCCUGCUAAAAAUGUUGACAUUAAGACGGACCGUUCCGUGUUCUGA